Molecule: messenger RNA, 3385 nt
Organism: Sturnus vulgaris (Common starling)
Lineage: Eukaryota; Metazoa; Chordata; Aves; Passeriformes; Sturnidae
Gene: VWA1
Product: von Willebrand factor A domain containing 1
Molecular function (GO): protein binding
Source: RefSeq, a predicted model, not a curated record
GAACUUUAGAUUUCUCUCAGCUUUUCUUUAUUUAUUUUUUUCUUUUUUUUUCCCUCCUCGCUUUACUGGCUUGCUGCCAGCGCCUCGCAGGGCCAAAGUUUUAUCUAUAGGGGAUAUAUUUUUUAUAUUUUUUAUAUUUUUCAAGCCAGCUGCGCACACAGCGAGCGAAUCCCCGCUCCUGGGGCAAGCUUAGCUCGGCGGAGGGAGAGCAGCAGGAUUGCUGUCAGGAUGGAUUUAUGGCUUUAAAAGGAAGCCCAGCCCGUGGAUUUGAGGUAGUUUAAGCCCGGGACCAGGCUGUGCUAUGUUGGCCAAGGCGCUGCUUUGCCUCGGGCUGUGGUUGCGGCUCGCUGCGGGACGGGACACACCUGAGCCAGGUCCCCAGCCAUCAAUCUCCAACACACAGGGUGAUCUCCUCUUCCUGCUGGACAGCUCUGCCAGCGUCUCCCACUAUGAGUUCUCCAGAGUCAAGGAAUUCAUGUGGGACCUUCUGCACCCUUUCACCUUUGGCCCUGGGGACAUCCAGACCAGCAUCAUCCACAUCAGCACCACACCCACCAUGGAAUUCCCGUUUGACCAGUACCUGACCAGCGACACCCUGAGAAAAGCCAUCAGGGACACCAGGCAGCUCAUGGGUGACACCAACACCGGCAAAGCUCUGUCCUACGCCAAGGAAAAACUCUCCAGUGGCGAGGCUGGGGCCAGGCCAGACGUGCCCAAGGUGCUGGUGUGGGUGACAGAUGGCUUCUCCACCGAUGACAUCUCGGAGCCCAUGCAGCUGCUCAAGGACAUGGGGGUCACCGUGUUCAUCAUCAGCACCGGCCGUGGCAACUUCCUGCAGCUCUCAGCUGCUGCCAGCCAGCCCUCAGACAAACACCUGCACUUUGUGGACGUGGAUGACCUGCCCAUCAUCACCAAGGAGCUCAGAGAUGGCAUCCUAGAUGUCCUCCAAGCCAGCCGGCUCCAUGCCACUGAUGUCACCUCCAGCAGCUUCCGCCUGCUGUGGCCCAAGCUCCUGUCCCAGGACACUGGCUACUACAGCCUGGAAUAUGGCCCAAGAGCUGACCCAGCAAGGAAGAGGACACAGCAGGUGUCUGGGGCUCACACCAGCCUCGUGCUCAGAGACCUUGCACCAGAAACCACUUACGAGGUGGUUCUGAUUCCUGAAUCCAACGUGCACUACUUCCCCCCCCAGAGCACAAGGGUCACCACACUGGCAGAGGAAAUCAGCCCAGUUCAGGUUCUCAUCUCGGAGUCUGGGCCUCGCAGCUUCCAGGUGAGCUGGGCUCCUGUGCUGGACAGCGUGGCCAGCUACCAGGUGCUCUAUGGGCCACUCCCAGGGAACUCAGUGGAGGUGCUGGAGGUGGAUGGGAGGCACAACAGCACCGUGGUGGAGCACCUGGCACCCAACACCACCUACCUGGUGACAGUGACUGCCAUCUAUAGAUCUGGCAAGGAGAGAUCUCUGUCGGCCAAGGCCUGCACCCAGGAAGAGAUCUCCAAGGUGAGCCACCUCCGUUUCGAGGCCAUGGGUCCCAACACGCUGCGAGCCUCGUGGGACCCGGCAGCCGGGGCCGUGCGGGGUUACCGGGUGCGCUGCCGGCGCCACAGCGGCCGCUCCUCGGUGCUCAGCGUGUCCCCCCAGGUUCACAGCGUCCUGCUCAGCGACAUCACCUCCGGCAAGGUGUGUGUCCAGCCCGUGUACAGCAGCCAGCCCGGCCAGAGCCUCUGCCGCACCGUGCACAGGCAGCCAGCUACAGAGGCCCAAGGAUACAGGCACAGAGAGCGUGACAGACCAGAGUGAGCUGAUUAUUCCCAGCACAGCAAGAAAUCUUGCUUGGACAAGGACUUGGACCAAAAGGAGGAGCCAGGGGAGGAAAAUCUCUCCUCUCCCAGCCUGUGCUGUCCCUUGAGGUGUCCUGCUUGUCCAGCCCAAAGCCUGUCCCCAGCCAAGCUCUCCCAGAGCUUAGAGGCUUGGCCUGGCUGGCUGGAACAACCGAUCUGACUAAAAGAUGCCAAAUCUGUACUCAUUUCAUAUAAACACGCCUGACAAAUAACAAACUGAAGGCAAAGUGGUGGAUCCUCACUAUUGCUUGCUUGCUGCCUGUUCUCUAUUUAUUAAAGGUCGAUCCAGAUUUAUUUUUGCAGCUCAUGAGCACAUUCAGGACUGUUCAGUGCCCUGGCUGUUCAUCCAGGGCACUCAGAGAAAGAUUCCACGUGGCCAAAUCCAUUCCUGCUGCCAACAGCCAGGGAACCUGGAGUGGGAGAGAGCAGGAAACAAAAAAUCCUGGGAAUUUCUUCCCCAGCAGGUCCCUCCAGGGCUCUCAGCCCUCAGCUGAGCUCAAGGAGCAGCUGAGAGCCCAGAAAUGCCAGACAAGACCAUCUAAAGCACUUAUUUUUGUUUCUGUGGUCCUGCCUGGAUUGUCACCACUGCAUUGCUCUGGCAUUCCUGCAAUCCCUUUUCACCACACGGGAGUCCUGCUGUCCUCAUGGAGAUUAAUUAGCCUGUUCUGUGACUAAUUACAGGCAAUAAGUCUCCAGCACUAUCAUUCCUCUGCACUCUGAACACACACAGCACAUCUCUGGUGUUUGUCUUGGGCUUCCACCCAGUGCUAAGCUUGAGCUACACUUAAAAAGCAGAGGUUUUGAGGGAGAAGAGUAAAUCUGAUUCUUUCCCUUUGGCCCCAGGCUUGAACUCGUUGUGUCUAAACCACUCUGGAAAGGGAAGCUGGGGAAAAAAAAUAAAUAAAGAAAAAGAAAUUGAUUAUAAAUACCUAGUGACCAAGCAUAUAGUUUCAAAGUUCAGGGCUUAGGGCUGUAAAGAAAUGUAGAUACUUCUCUGCUGAACCCCAGCAUCAGUGGGGGUACACCCACCCUCAGUAAUACUUGCUCUAUUUUAAAUUUAUUACUUAUUUGUCCUACAUGUGCAACUUGUUUUUGAAGCUGUACUGUUUGUUGGAGACCCUCACAAACCCUUCUUAAAGCAGCUUAAAACAGCUCCUUUCGAAGCUGAGAGGAACUUUUAUCCCUGACUUUGUCUCCUGAGAGCUGAAUCCUUCAUUUCCACAUUUCUGGAGCAUUUUUCCUUGGGCUGCCUUGGAGAGAGGGAUAGAAGGGAGGUGAGUCAUUCAUUAACUCUAUAAAGAGAUUUUCACCUGAUUUGUGUCCUCCUUUGGAAUGUGCAUUUGUGACUGAUUAAUCUCAGUGCUGAAGGGAUGACAAAGCCCCUGGAACUGCUCAUGCAAUAAGAUGAUUUUGUUUGUUCUUGCUGUAGGACAGAAAUUAAGUUUGCACAGCUCCCUGCAUAGUUUAUCAAUACAUUAACGUGUCAUCCCCCCCACUUGUAACACACCCUUCUGAAGACAAUUAAAUAUAAAUACAAGAGCUA